This is a messenger RNA of Cyprinodon variegatus (sheepshead minnow), 2271 nucleotides long. It is a transcript of the gene casq1a, whose product is annotated as calsequestrin-1-like. Lineage: Eukaryota; Metazoa; Chordata; Actinopteri; Cyprinodontiformes; Cyprinodontidae. The transcript is spliced from 12 exons. Gene Ontology annotation, molecular function: calcium ion binding. Bases 182 to 1909 code for a protein of 575 amino acids. Gene Ontology annotation, cellular component: sarcoplasmic reticulum lumen. The record is from RefSeq and is a predicted model, not a curated record. Gene Ontology annotation, biological process: regulation of skeletal muscle contraction by regulation of release of sequestered calcium ion.
CCUCACUGCCAGUUUCCCAUGUGGGGUUUGUAAUAAGGUGGAUCCAGGAGUUAGUCCUGCUCUCUUCUGGGUGACGCGGAUUGGAAAGGGUUCUACAAGAAAAGGUUUUCUUUAACCCCACUAAGUUAUACAGUAGUACAUUCACCUGUAGAGGAAAUUGAAAUUGUUUCAAAGAUAGGCCAUGAAGUGGACGUGGGUGCUUGUGGCAGUCUUGCUGUCAUUUGGGGGGCAAUCACUGGCCAAGGAAAGCUUGGACUUUCCUGAAUAUGACGGUAAGGACCGCGUACACAACCUCAACGCCAAGAACUACAAGACCCUGAUGAGGAAGUACGACGUUAUGGUAGUGUACUACCACGACCAUCCCGGAUCCAGCCGCGUCGCCCAGAGACAGUUUGAGACUGAGGAGUUGGCCCUUGAGCGUGCAGCACAAGUCCUGGAGGAAUUUGAUGACGAGGAUAUUGGAGUUGGACUCAUUGAUGCAAAGCUCGACAAAGUGGUUGCAAAGAAACUAGAACUCGAUGAGUCCGACAGCAUCUUCAUCUUCACCGACGAUGAAGUUAUAGAGUAUGAUGGUGAACUUGAGGCAGACACGCUUGUGGAGUUCAUCUAUGAUCUUCUCGAGGACCCUGUGGAAAUUAUUGACAACAGCAGGGAACUGAAAGGCUUUGAAAACAUCGAAGAGGACAUCAAAUUGGUGGGCUACUUUAAGAGUCACAAGUCUGAACAUUUCGAAGCAUAUGCUGAUGCCGCUGAAGAGUUCCAUCCUCACAUCCAGUUUUUUGCCACCUUUAAUCCUAAGGUUGCUAAGGCCCUUGAGCUGAAGCUCAAUGAAGUGGACUUCUAUGAACCCUUCGUGGAUGACCCUGUGGUUAUUCCUGGAAAACCUUACACUGAGAAAGAACUAGUGAAAUUCAUCGAAGAUAAUGACAGACCAACACUGAGGAAACUGAAACCCAGCAACAUGUACGAGAUCUGGGACGAUGAUGUUGAUGGAGAACACAUUGUCGCUUUUGCAGAGGAGUCAGAUAUCGAUGGCUUUGAGUUCUUGCACAUCCUGAAGCAAGUUGCUGAGGAUAACACAGACAACCCUAACCUCAGUAUUGUCUGGAUUGACCCUGAUGACUUCCCUCUGCUUUUGCCACACUGGGAAAAGACCUUCGGAAUUGACCUGUCCCACCCACAGAUUGGUGUCGUUGAUGCUGAUGAUGCUGACAGCGUAUGGAUGGACAUGGAUGAUGGGGAGGACUUACCGACUGUGGAUGAGCUGGAAGACUGGAUUGAAGAUGUACUGUCGGGACAUAUCGAUCCUGAUGAUGAUGAUGAUGAUGAUGAUGAUGAUGAUGAUGAUGACGACGAUGACGACGACGAUGACGACGACGAUGACGACGAUGAUGACGACGACGAUGAUGACGAUGAUGAUGACGAUGAUGAUGAUGAUGACGAUGAUGACGAUGACGACGAUGACGACGACGAUGAUGAUGAUGACGACGACGACGACGAUGACGACGACGAUGAUGACGACGAUGAUGACGACGAUGACGAUGACGACGAUGAUGACGACGACGAUGAUGAUGACGAUGAUGAUGACGACGACGAUGAUGAUGAUGACGAUGAUGAUGAUGAUGAUGACGAUGAUGACGAUGACGACGACGAUGACGACGACGAUGACGACGACGACGAUGAUGACGAUGAUGAUGACGAUGAUGAUGAUGAUGACGAUGAUGAAGAUGACGACGAUGACGACGAUGACGACGACGAUGACGACGACGAUGAUGAUGAUGAUGACGACGAUGACGACGACGAUGAUGACGACGAUGAUGACGACGAUGACGAUGACGACGAUGAUGACGACGACGAUGAUGAUGACGAUGAUGAUGACGACGACGAUGAUGAUGAUGACGAUUAUUAAAUUACUUAGUUGUAAUUUAAACUUUAAGUCUGACCAAUGCCAUUUCAAGUCAACAUUAUCAUCGCAUCGAUGACUCUACUGAAUCAUCCACUUUUGUAAUAAGUUCUUAUCAUGAAGUCAUCUGUUCAUGUAAAUCCCUCUUCUUCCUCCUCCCUUAGACUUUCUUUGCAGCUCACCAGAAUCACUAUUCCAUUUUGUUUUGUCCUUCUCCCUGACAGUCACUGAACCAUUAUGUAAAAAAAAAUCUUCUAUUUAUUUCCACAUGUAAUUCUGUCUUGUACAAUAAAACAAGAUAUUCUUUAAAAAUCUUGUCACCUACUGCUUUUGAUUUUGAAAAUAUUAAAGUUUUUAUAUUAACGGAA